UCUGGAUCCUUUCAGGUGACAGGGGGCAUUGUAACUGGGGUGCAUAAGUCCACUCUUUCUAAGCAUCUUUCAAAAGUUAUUGAUGGACUUUAUGAUAAUUGCAGAAAAUUUAUUUUUUUCCCCACAUCACCCAGAGGUUGGCGUGAUGUUAAGAGGGACUUUUUUCUUUUAGGUGGCAUACCCAAUGUCCUUGGGGCCAUUGACUGCACUCAUAUUGCCCUAAGACCCCCUGUGCGCAGGGAGAUAAUAUUUAGAAAUAGGAAACACUUCCACUCCUUAAAUGUGCAGAUUAUAUGUGAUGCAAACAUGCGCAUAUUAAAUGUUGUGGCAGGGUUCCCAGGAAGUAGCCAUGAUGCCUACAUCCUCAGGAAUUCUGGUGUGUGGAGAUUGUUUGAGACAAAUCAAAUGCCUGAAGGACAUCUCCUCGCAGAUUCUGCAUAUCCUCUUAAAAAAUGGAUUUGGACACCAUUGAAAGAGAACCAGGUUGUUGGGCCUGCUGAAUUAAGAUAUAAUGAAGCACAUAUCCGAACACGUGCUAUAAUAGAACGACUGUUUGGUGUUCUAAAAAUGCGCUUUCGCUGCCUGGACAGAUCAGGGGGGGAUCUCCAAUUCAGUCCGGAAAAAGCUAUUAAAAUCAUAGUGGCAUGUUGCUGUCUACACAACAUGGCACAGGAGCAUGGGAUGUUGAACGACUUACUUCCAACACCACAGCCCCCAGGUGAAAUCUUUGAGCCUGAUGUAAUUAAUCAUCCCCAACCCCUCAAUGCCCAUUUGGAGAGAUCUGCAACUAUUCAAGAAUUCUUUUCAGAUUGAAGAUUCUCAGAAAUGGAAUACCACUCCCCUCCCUCUCUCCUCAUCCCUAUAUUUACCACAUUUUCCCUAAAUAAAUGUAUACUUUACUCAAA
Messenger RNA from Bombina bombina (fire-bellied toad), 905 nucleotides. RefSeq names its product putative nuclease HARBI1. The record is from RefSeq and is a predicted model, not a curated record. The transcript has 4 exons. NCBI's taxonomy places the organism in Eukaryota, Metazoa, Chordata, Amphibia, Anura, Bombinatoridae. The coding region runs from base 307 to 813 and encodes 168 amino acids.